This is a messenger RNA of Pimephales promelas (fathead minnow), 3554 nucleotides long. Lineage: Eukaryota; Metazoa; Chordata; Actinopteri; Cypriniformes; Leuciscidae. The record is from RefSeq and is a predicted model, not a curated record.
UGAAUUUUUGGCAUGUCUGAACUUCAGUGAUUAAUAUACUUAAAUUGGGGUCAUUCCUCGUCAAAUCAACCACAUUUUUGGAAACUUCCCAGGCUCAAAUUUUCCAUUUUGUUAGGCUUUUUUUGAUUUUGUUUAUCUUUUCACCAUCAUUAUUUUAUUUUUACACAGAGAGUGGUAGGUCUAUUAGUUAAAUCGGUUGACUUUAGCAAUCUUUGUUGCAUUAUAUAUAUAUUGUAUAUCCAAAGCAACUUACAAUAUUGAAAAUAUUUAUAGGCCUAUAUAACCUUGUAUGUUGAGCAAACAGCUUUCUCCCUUCCACAGGGUUGUGUAGCUAGACCCGCCCACUUAUCCAAAUCACUGUAUCGCACUGACACAUGGGUUGACCAAUAAAAUAUUCGAUUGGGAACUUGUGCAACGAACUAUCCAAUAGGAUCGUACAUAAGGCGGGGCAUAAAGAUCAUACUUGGUUGAAUGGCAAUACAAAGACAAGAAGCACCAAAACGGCUGAUAUAACGCUUAAUCAAUUUUGUGUGCUUCGGUCUUGAGAAUUUGCAGGGAAAGGACGUGCAGCUCGUCCGUCACAGUCAACACGCAUCUCUUUUCGAGCAGGGCGGAUUCGACGCUCCUGUCGCGUGACAAUUCAUCUCUCCUCAUCUAUACGCCAGCGCUGGUGAUGUUGCUGCCACUGCAUCAAGACCUUUGGAGAUACCUAUCUGCACAGCACGGAUGAAGACUCCUUCGCUAAAGGACACUUGUGAGGUCAUCUUGGGGUGACGCAACUUACCAUGCAAGGAGCGUUGGAAAGCUCAGGUUUUCACAGCAAUCGUGAUCAUGUAAUCAUCUAGUGGGCUGCGACCAAAUAUUCACAGGUGUAGCUUGUGUGGAUCAAUGGAUCAAUGCAUCAAUGCAUACGCACCAUGGAGUCGUACUCUGCACGGUCGUCUCUUAUCACAUCACACUUUUUCGGACACUAUUUGCCCCUGUCACGAAAACGUGGAGAUCUGGCGUGACGGGUGUAGUGUCAGUUCUUAUUGAUUUGGACUAAACAACGCAGUUUUAAGAAGUGUGCGAAACAUACUUCAAGUGGGGUCGUCUAUUUGAAACGAACUUUUUUUGUUGAGAGAAAUAAAUAAAUAAUCAGCUAAAUUAUUAAAUGUAAAUUUAGUUGGGGGCACAUUUUUUCGAGGUAACGUUACAACUCGUGCAAACGCAAACUGUCAUCUGGCGCCACUAGCACAGUAACGUCAGUUAUCUAAAAUACUUUUUUUUUUUUUUUAAAGCUGAACACUUAAGUUGUAACACACAUGUGAUAUAUUAAAGUGAUACAUAAUAGUUCUUGUCAUGUUUUAUGGACCUAUAUCGUACGAAACUGAAGGCUCGCGAGCAGCUUACUGUUGUUAUGGUUACCUCAUCUAGCGAACGCGUCUUCUGUAUAUUUGUCGACAGGUGAAAAAAAACGCUCUCUGAUUAACUUAUCAAACUUUUAUUUAGUGCUGAAACUUUGAAACCUACAUAGGCUAGCCUAUACUGUAGCCUAUACAUAGCCUACGUGCGUGCUUUCAUUACGUUCACAAUCUUUUUUUCUUUUCUUUUCGCUGGGGGCUUGAGCCUCGUAAUUUAUACCCAGAGGUGGUUUGUGUUUUGAAAUCUAUGAAUUGAAAUGUUGCUCACAAUUACUCCCCGUUUACGUCCUCUAAUGUGCUCUAGCCACAUGGGGCUUUGUCCCAAAUGACUAGGCUACUUUGUAUAGCCUAUUUAAUUAUUUAAAGACCUCUAUGUAUUUAUACUAAUGUAAAAAUAGCAAAAUGCGAUUCUCUUUCCCAGCGAGUUUUUACUUCAAUAACUGUUCUCAUUUCACACUAGCCCUAACGUUACUUUAUUAAAGCAGAAUGCGAAAUGCUGCAAUGAAAAACUCUAAAGGGCCAGUUUUACUAGCUCCUUUUUAAUGAGAUCCACGUGUGGAACUAACUUUGAUUUUCUUUCCUUGUUUUGAAUCACCAGCUGACAGCAACGUUGUGUCUUAAAUCGGCUAAAUAAAUGUAGUAAUAUAAUAGCCCAUCCCUAAAAUAAUGACUUUAACACACCCUCUUUAGUGUAAAAGCGAUUUAGCUAUUUGGGAUCAUAGACGUUUGUAUGUUUGUUUAUAAAGUACGAAUAAUUCGAUGACGUUUAGUGGUCAAAUUUUGAAGAAAAAAAAAGAAGCUGUUAUCUGUUAUUAUCUGUUUGGGUUUCGGCUCUUCUUGCACAACAAAAACACCAACAUUCGUGGCGUGGAAAUCUAUUAUAACUUGAUAAGUAUAGGCUAACAAUAGUGGUUCUACAUCGUUGGAUAUUAUGCAAACAGCUACUAAGCCGCUGUUGCCAUGGUCACCUCCUCAAGCAAAGGUGAUUUGAUAUCUGUUCUCGAGCGCAGACUGACAAACUUUCGUGGCUACUGAAACAUUAUUUGAAAACACUGCUGAAACGUUGUUUGAAAACACUGCUGAAACGUUUACGAAACAAACUUGUAAGACUCCCGACCUUUUCUUUGAACUAAAACCUCAGUGGUUUGCACGCUGAAGUCUUAAAUUGCUUGUAGUAGCCUAGUCGAGAUCAUGUCCAGAUCUAACAGCGUGAGCCCACCCGGCGCUGGCGCUCCUGUGUUGAGGGGAGGGACGGAGCACAGAUCCGCUUGGGGCGAGUCUGAGUCCGUGGCGAACGGAUGUCCAUACUCGGCCAGAUCCUCCUGCAAAAAGCUCAUACGGUCCAACAGUCGGUGGAGAGAGGACGAUGACUUCGAGCUACAACCAGGCCGAGCCACGACCACUGUCAGCCGGGUUAGUUUCAGAUCCAAGUCUGCUUGGCAAGAACACGGAGAGGAGAGUCGCAACAAUAACCGCUCGUCCCCGAGGUGCUACCGAGAUGGAGAAGUGAGACCCAAGUCCGUGGAGGUGGGUUUGGAGGACAGAAGAACCAAGUCCAAGCCAGAGGAGGAGCUCAUGCCUGAAGUUAACUUUUCCAUGAGCGCGUGCUGCAGCGGCGUGAUGCAGAUUUUCAAAUCCAAGAAGUUCCAGUCGGAGAAGUUGGAGAGGCUUUACCAGCGCUACUUCUUCCGACUCAACCAGAGCAGUUUGACGAUGUUCAUGGCCGUUCUUGUGCUGGUGUGCGCAGUGAUGCUGGGGUUCCACUGCGCUGGAGGAGUGUGUCGGCUCACUUACGUGGUGGUUUUCUCCGCGACCAUCGUGCUCAUCCUCACGCUGAUUGUCUUGUGCAACAGGAACGGCUUCCAUCAGGAUCACAUGUGGAUAGUUUGCUAUGUGCUCAUUUUGGUGGUGCUGGCUGUGCAUGUGAUCGGUGUGCUCCUGGUGGAGCCGCGGAGCGCGUCUGACGGCAUCUGGUGGACCGUGUUUUUCAUCUAUGUCAUUUACACACUUUUGCCGGUGCGGAUGAGAGCGGCGGUCAUCACUGGAAUUAUACUGUCUGCCAUACAUGUGCUGGUCUCGUGGAAGUUGAACGAAAGGGACGUCUUUUUGUGGAAACAGCAACCAAGGCCUGUUCUUGCAAACAACAUCUAG